UCAACACUCCUGACAUCAAUACCAAUGAGAACGGAAGAAACCUCUCACCUACAUCAUCCGAAACUCAUUAUUGUUUGUAUAUUAAAUAAUCCUUCUCUUCAUCAUCGAAUCACAUGUACGUCGUUCAUCACAUCUGAAAUCAGAAAAUAGAAAAUGGCAGCUGUAAACAUUUUGGUAGCAGCUUUGCUUUUUCAUGCUGUUCAAUAUGUAGAUUGCAUGUGUGCACUACGCCAUCCACAACAGCAAUACUGUGAAUCUGAUUUUGUCAUUUUGGCCGGAAUCUUGGACAAAGAUGUUAUCUAUCAUGGUGAUGUUCCUGUUAGUUUUCAUUAUAUUGUCAACAUCAAAAAAGUUUUCAAGGCAGGACCAGAGUAUGAAAAUGCAACAAAGACCAUGGUUGUAUCUUCCGCAGCUUCGACUGGGGUUAGAGAUUUAGAAAUGGGAGUAAACUACCUCAUAACAGGUUUUAUAUAUGAUGAUACUCUUCAAACAUCUAUCUGUGACUGGGUGAAACCAUAUCAUAAUCUGACAAAGGCACAGAAAAAUGGUCUAAGAUUUAAAUAUGAAACUGGAUGUCAGUGUGAGUUUGCUAUCUGUCGGGAAGGACAGUGUGGACAACUUGACAGCAACAACACAUGCGAGUGGGAAUUCGGAGAUAUGUUCGAUUGUUACCAUGACGAUGGCAUAUGUUUUCAUAAUGGCGAAGAGUGUGUUUGGAGAGAAACCAGAAAAUUCAGACAAUGUGAGGAUAAUGUUUACCUGGGAGACAGGAAGUUUACAAACGAAGUAAUACCGGAUCCAAUGUAAUAUAUGUCGGAUAGAUUUACCCCCGAUUUCUUUUCAUUAUUUUCUCCUCACUUUUUUACUGUUUGAAACUACAUUAAUCUUUUUUUUGUCUAGUUCAUUUUUUGCUUCAAUCGCACUGUCACUAUAUUUGUGAACGCUUGUUAAAACAAGUGGACGGAGUUCAUGUUUUUGAAUUUAAAAGUAUUUUGCGAGUUUCCCAAAUAAGUGAAAUAAGUUUUAAACGUCAAAACAUAUUUGCGCAUUGGCCACAUGCUUAUCACUAUGAAAAAUAUCCAUAAUGCAUUGUAAUUUAGUAUGAUGUAAGUGUGUUUUUAAAUUUGAAACUACUAUGUAAGAAUAAGACAAACAGAGAAAUAAAAAAUGAACUGAUAA
This is a messenger RNA of Mytilus californianus (California mussel), 1179 nucleotides long. Its product is annotated as metalloproteinase inhibitor 3-like. Gene Ontology annotation, biological process: negative regulation of membrane protein ectodomain proteolysis; negative regulation of endopeptidase activity. Gene Ontology annotation, cellular component: extracellular matrix. The record is from RefSeq and is a predicted model, not a curated record. The transcript is spliced from 6 exons. Gene Ontology annotation, molecular function: metalloendopeptidase inhibitor activity; protease binding. NCBI's taxonomy places the organism in Eukaryota, Metazoa, Mollusca, Bivalvia, Mytilida, Mytilidae. The coding region runs from base 154 to 807 and encodes 217 amino acids.